Molecule: messenger RNA, 1326 nt
Organism: Tripterygium wilfordii
Lineage: Eukaryota; Viridiplantae; Streptophyta; Magnoliopsida; Celastrales; Celastraceae
Exons: 9
Coding region: 140-985 (281 amino acids)
Source: RefSeq, a predicted model, not a curated record
AGGGAAGAAAAAAAAAUUCGCAAAAUUGAGAAGUACGCGUUAGAAAUCUCAGUUUCUGAUGGAAAAGGUGAAAGAAGCGAAAGGCUACUGAAAUUCAACAGCUCGCGACCGCUGAAAACUGAGAAGAGAAAGGAAAGCAAUGGCGAUUAAUCUGCUUCUCUUAGCUGCCGUUUUGUCGUCGGUCUUCCUUCUCGGCGAACCGAAAUCUGCAAACAACAACUCGAUCAGCGAAUUGCGGAAGGCUAAGAUCAAGGUUGCUAAAUUAGAAUCUGCUCUAGAGGAAAAUGUACGGAAUUUAGAUGCUAGAAACCUUUAUCUGGAGCAACAGGAGAAGCUAAUUGAGGACAUGGACACGAAGAUUCGUGAUCUGCGGUCUUCUUUGUUAGGCAUUAAGGAUGACUCAUUAUAUGCUGAAGAGAGUCUAAUUGCACUGAAAGAAGAGGUACGACUUCUAUGGGCAGCUUCUAGAAAGAACAACUUUGAUCUUCAUGUUUUGAAAUUACAAGCAAAAGAUACUGCGGCUGAAGUGGAAUUGGCUACUUCACAAGUUGAAAAGAUGAAUGACAUCGUAACUGAACAAUGGAUUCAAAUUCAACAGCUAGAGCAGGCUCUUCAUAUUACUGAGAUGAGAACAUUGAAUGCUCGAAAGCAAGUGAGUUCUAGGAGGUGCUCAUUUCUGAAGUUCAUCUAUCAUGUGUCUGAAAAUCAUCUCUCAGAAGUCUUUGGGGCAGUAGAUUUCCACUCAACUGGCAAAAGGCCUAUUUGGGAAACCUAUCUGUCUGAAGCUGUGCACCAUUUUGAACAAUUCUACUUAACAGUAAAGAAGUAUCACCAUGAGUUGCAACGACUUGUGAAACAAGAAAUGGAAAGGCAUGACUCAACUGCAACCCUUGCCAAUGCGGAGCUGGUAUUUUUUUUGGCUUCUGCCUUGAUCACCUUUCCAGUAUUUGGUGCUUGGUUAUUUCUCUUAUCAAGGUUAAGCUAGUUGAGGGACCUCUCUUGAUGAAAUCUGGUAGUCUGUACUGUCAUGGACGAGGAUUCUGUUCAUCCUAGUCCCGUCCAUCUAUGGGUUUUUUUUUUUUUUUUCUAUCCUACUUUUUUUUGUUUGUUAAAAGCAUAGACUCCAAUUCGCUCUCUUCAGAUGGCUCCCUCGGCUCCUCUUCAUAUGGUUGAUAUCUGGUAAUGUUUGAUCCUCACAAUGGAGUGAUGGACAUCGGUUUCUAGGUUUGUUGCUUAGGUCCAACCAAAUAUUGUUGCAUCAUAUGCACUUAAAUAACAUAUUCAUGAUUCGAGUAAUUCGUAAGAUUUCCUAUACUUAACAGUCAA